Messenger RNA from Malassezia globosa CBS 7966, 2220 nucleotides. RefSeq lists its product as uncharacterized. NCBI's taxonomy places the organism in Eukaryota, Fungi, Basidiomycota, Malasseziomycetes, Malasseziales, Malasseziaceae. The transcript has a single exon. The coding region runs from base 1 to 2220 and encodes 739 amino acids. The record is from RefSeq and is a predicted model, not a curated record.
AUGGGUGUGGUGGAAGCACCACCACCUACUGUGCCAAUGUCGAUAUCGUCUCAGCCUCUUAUGCCUGCUUUGCAAUACACCGUUCCCUUCAAACUCAGCUCCAAGCGCCGGUUUAAAGCGAAGUCUGUGCCGGCAUCCGAUUCGUCGCCUUCAGUGCCAAGGAAUACAGUAUCUUCCCCUAUUCCCCCUACUCCUUUGCCAAAGUCACCUGUGCCAAGGCAGCCAAAACCACCGAAAAAUUCAACGUAUCGCAAAUCCGUGCCCGCCCCCACUGUGGCUGACGAAAACGAAGAGCUGGACUUGAUGGCGAAAGGAUCUGCACGCCCGACUGUCCUCGCAAGUUCCUCAUCCCCAUCAUUCCCUACUAGAUCGCCAGUCCAGGCGGCAGUUGAAGCACCGGUACAUGUGUCAGCUCGUCCACCAGCCGCUCAAUCUGCUACUCUUGUGGGCCCGUCUACCUCAAGCUAUGGUCGUCUACAGCCGGCGCUAGCGCCUGAACUAUGUGGUCCUGUGCAAAGUGUGGAAGGCAGAAAUGUCUGGCUCGAUGUAAGUGACAAUGAUGCUGCUAAUACGUCGCAUCUUUCGAUGCUCGGUGCAGUGACGGACCGAAGUGAUCUCUUCAACUUCGAGACAUAUUUUGAAGCAUCCCUACAACGUAUUCGAGAAGAAAUGUACUUGCCAUCUACAUCAUCAGCCCAGAUCGCAAUAAAGCCACCUGCCAAGACGCAUCGGAAUUUGGUUGCGAGACAUGGCGAUCCGGAUUUGUUUCACAAUGCUCCGCCAAUCAAUGCACGUACGUUUGGUUCGCCUGUAACGGCGCUAGAUGAAUUUUCCUACGUGUUGGACGACGAUGGCUUGGUCAUGCGGGCAUCACAAACGGAUUCAUAUACAACAAUGCAGCCAUCCCUUUCCACAUCCAAGCCCAUUCCUGAACUUCCGCCUGUCGAUCCGUAUCUUCCGGAGGAACAUGAGGUUAUGGGUGAUUCCCAACCAAUUUCGUCUGAGGCGCGUGAUCGCCGGUGGACGUACGACGGCACCUACAGUCCUAUUCUCUCUGAUGAGUCUAUGCCAUCGGAUGUCAGGCUUCCAUUGGAGUUUGUUACGAAACCGAACUCAGUCUUGUCGCGUGGUCGACCAGUGAAGAAAACCCAGCAAAGUAUUUUCUAUUCAAGCCUUCCAGAGCAUCGCCGACAUCGCAAGCGUCGUCUCGAGUCUGACUUGCCGCCUUUCAAAAUGUGGAACUUUGAGGAGGCGGAUGUAGACUCAGAUGCCUUUUCCCAAUCCAUGUCCCAAUCAUCGCCCCGUGGAACCCAAUCAAAGACCGCCUCGCCACCCCGACCGGCGCCUCCGCCUCCGCCUGCACCCAAAGCCACGCUUCUGGGUGACUACGCUGCUGUGACACCCAAGAUGCCAACCCAGAAUCUUUACCCGUCUUCGCCGAACUCAAAGUACACACCUCACUCGGCUUAUAACAAACUGUUUGAAACACCGCCACCCGAUCAAUACGCCAAGGCCCAUUUACAGCGACCUGCGCGCCCGCGUCGGCACCAUGAAAAUCACGAAACAUCAUAUAAUGAACAGCAGUCUCGGCAAACUGAGCAAGAGCCACGCGACCAAUGCGACGCACAGACUCAGCAAGCACAGCUGAACACGCCAACCUCCCAAAAUUUCCCCCCUCAGCGCGAAGUCGAAGCUGAGGCCGCUUCGUUCGACGCAGGACCACGAAAGAAGCGCGGCAAAGAAGCUGCCGAAAGCAAAUUCUCAACGUGGUUCCGUCGUAAGGCACCCCACGUUAGCAAGCCUUCUUCGUCUGCACCUACACAAAAUCAGGUGCCGCAGGUGUCAAGUCCUCCGCCUAGUGAUCGUCCACCUUCACCUCGCACAUCAACGUCUACGAAUAAUACUAUGAAGUACGGCCGCCGAAAAGCGCCGCCUGGCUUUGAACCAUCGCAACCAGGCAAGUACCAUCUUGCUGGCACCGUCUCGCUACCCACUUUGAAUGUGGCACGUACGCCUGAGCAACGUGCGCGCAAUGAGACCGGCUUGCCAGAAACUGAGCCCGCUUUGAUCCAGUCGCUCCUUGCUGCGCCCUCCAGCUCCACUGUACGCGCGCGUGCGGGUAUAAUCAAGUCCAUACCAUUCGUUGAAGAAGCGGCGCCGCCCACUGGCCAAGUCCUAGUAGCUGAAGAGCGCAAGGUACUUGUAAGGCCAGUUAUGUAG